Messenger RNA from Periconia digitata, 1462 nucleotides. Lineage: Eukaryota; Fungi; Ascomycota; Dothideomycetes; Pleosporales; Periconiaceae. The record is from the annotation of a GenBank genome assembly.
UGCCGUAUUCACUAUGCCCAUGUUAUGACUCUGGUUGUUUCUUGUCAGGAUUACCAUCGCUUUUGUAUCGCGCGGACAUCUUUGGCGAUGGGCUGCAGCUGCAGUGAGUUGAGCUAGAAUUAGAAGCAGUCUUACCUUUCUUUCAUUUCUUUUCCUUUUUUUUUGGGCUCGGCUGCAACUCGUACGUAGAGUAGUACAUUGUGUAACGUACGUAAUAUCCGGAGUUUGAAAUCGUAAGGUGGGAACCCCCCCCCCCCCCCCCAAGUUGAAUACGCCUCGUGUAGGUACCGUACUACCUGCUGGGUAUGUAAGAAAAAUCGUUACUCGGUGUUUGCAGACACAUAGGAUUUCUGUAUACAUCCCUACACGUAUAUCCUUACACGCAUAUAUACAUGUAUAUAUGGAUCUCGUGAUCUCGUAUACGAGUCCGUACUACCCAUCCCCCAAGCCCCAAAACAAAUUUAUAUAAGGGGUCAUGUCGCGUCGUCGUGUCGUGCGGCUGCACUUGAGUGUUGAAGACGAAACCAUUCAUAUGUAGAUGUUUGUUGGGGCUAGUUGAUGCUACAUACCCAUCCAUCCAUCCACUUACUGGAGUACAAAUCUGCUCUUACGACGAGUGGCGGUUCUAGGCUACAGCUAGCAGGUCAGCUGGCUAGCCAGCCAUUCGUAUAUCCAGAGACAGAAGGAAAUAAACCGAUCCCCCGCGCGCGCGCGUGCGUCUGUGGUGGUUUUCUUACAUGUACUUGUGUACACGCAUGCAUGCAUGCAUAAUAUACUCGCAAGCGAAAAUAUGGGAAACCGGUGAGACGGAUGGGGAUAUGCUAGUCUAUCGAAAAGAAAAGAAAAAACAAUUAACAACGACAGUGCAUGCAUGUAAGCAAUACUUUUUAGUUCUCGCAUAAGCGUCCCGUUUCAAUCGCUUUCAUACAAGGUUUGUCCUCGGAUAUGGCUAGAUUGGGCUUCUUUGCCUCUUUGGAAUCGGUGGGAAGGUGUAUGUACUGCGUAAGAUGCAUUUGGAGGGGGAAAAGCGGUAGGUAGGGCUAAAAGAAUUGAUCGGUCUUGGGUUCUGCGAAAAGCGUGUAUGCUUGUUUUCCUUGCCUUUUGCAGAUUUCUUGCCAUUGCAAAUUUACGUAGGCCAUGUACUUGCUACUUCGCUCUUUUUCCCCUAAAGGGGUUUAUGGUGUAAGAAGCCGGGUUGUGUUGCGGUGAGCGGUGAGCUGGAUUUUUGGUUUGGUGGACUCGGCUGUCUUGUCUUUUCUCUGUAGAUUGAAACAUCUCGCAGGAACUAUCGAGUGCUGACGGUGGAAGCGCUGUCUUCAGUCAAUUUGCGGUUUAUCUCCUCCUUACUUAGUGAAUCGGCCGCUACAGUCUGUACUUUAUUAUCAGCAUGAUUCAUCGACUUUCUUCUCGAAUUCGUGUUAAUAAAUGGAUGUUUUGCCUGAGCGCAUACGGUGAAACUGUU